Phymastichus coffea is the source of this 675-nucleotide messenger RNA. RefSeq names its product histone H2A-like. The coding region runs from base 31 to 411 and encodes 126 amino acids. Gene Ontology annotation, cellular component: nucleosome. Lineage: Eukaryota; Metazoa; Arthropoda; Insecta; Hymenoptera; Eulophidae. The transcript has a single exon. The record is from RefSeq and is a predicted model, not a curated record. Gene Ontology annotation, molecular function: structural constituent of chromatin; DNA binding; protein heterodimerization activity.
GUUUAAGUCGUAAAGCAACUUUCAUUAAAGAUGUCUGGAAGAGGAAAAGGCGGUGGCAAAGUUAAAGGAAAGUCAAAGACUCGUUCAACUCGCGCUGGACUUCAAUUCCCUGUUGGACGUAUCCAUCGUCUUCUUCGUAAAGGCAAUUAUGCUGAGCGCGUUGGUGCUGGUGCUCCAGUGUAUCUCGCUGCUGUAAUGGAGUACUUAGCUGCUGAAGUUUUGGAAUUGGCUGGGAAUGCUGCUCGUGACAAUAAAAAAACUAGAAUCAUCCCACGUCAUCUUCAGCUGGCUAUCCGCAAUGACGAGGAAUUAAACAAAUUGCUCUCUGGUGUUACUAUUGCCCAAGGUGGUGUUUUGCCUAACAUCCAGGCAGUUCUCUUGCCUAAAAAGACGGAAAAGAGUUCGUCAUAAAUUUUCGUUUCUCACUCCAUUCAAAUCGGCCCUUUUCAGGGCCACUAUAUCAUUUAAACGUUGCACAAGUAUUUCACUGUCUCUAAAAAAAUUUAUUUUUUAGUUUAAUAUCAUGUAAAUAAAAAUUGAUAUUUAAAUAAAUAUAAAUAUCAUUCAGCAUCUCAUGAACUACAGCGAGAUAAAUGAGUGAUAGUAAUUUAUUUCAUUGACUUAAUUUUAAAAUAAACUUAUGGCUGAAUAACUUGUAAAUAAGAAUUAUGAUUG